AUGGACGCGCGGAGCCCGCUGUCUGCCCGGGCCAGCGCGUUCAGCAUCGCCUCUCUUGUUGCAGCCGAGGCCUCGGAGGGCGCCGCCCACCGGGGCCCCAGGCCCUCGGACCGGGCGAAACUUCGCCGGCUACCAGGAUCCCCAGCCGGGAUGCACUUCAGCACAGUCACCAGGGACAUGGAAGCCUUCGCGGCCAGCAGCCUGAGCGGCCUGGGAGCCCCGUCGCCUGGCGCCGACCCGUUCGGCCCGCGCGAACCGCCACCACCGCGCUACGAUCCGUGCGCCGCCGGCCCCGGUGCCCCGGGCCCGCCACCGCCGCGCGCCUACCCGUUCGCGCCCGCCCCUGGGGCGGCCAGCAGCUCGGCGGCGGAGCCCGAGGGUCCGGGGGCCACCCGCGCCGCCGCCGCCAAGGCGCCGGUGAAGAAGAACCCGAAGGUGGCCAGCGUGAGCGUGCAGCUGGAGAUGAAGGCGCUGUGGGACGAGUUCAAUCAGCUGGGCACCGAGAUGAUCGUCACCAAGGCGGGCAGGCGAAUGUUUCCCACUUUCCAAGUGAAGCUCUUUGGAAUGGAUCCCAUGGCUGACUACAUGCUGCUCAUGGACUUUGUGCCUGUGGAUGACAAGCGCUACCGGUAUGCCUUCCAUAGUUCCUCCUGGCUGGUGGCUGGCAAGGCAGACCCUGCCACACCUGGCCGAGUGCACUACCACCCUGACUCGCCGGCUAAGGGUGCGCAGUGGAUGAAGCAAAUCGUGUCUUUCGACAAGCUGAAGCUGACCAAUAACCUGCUGGAUGACAACGGCCAUAUUAUUCUCAACUCCAUGCACAGAUACCAGCCCCGCUUCCAUGUUGUCUACGUGGACCCUCGCAAAGACAGCGAAAAGUAUGCAGAGGAGAACUUUAAAACCUUUGUGUUUGAGGAGACACGCUUCACUGCGGUCACUGCCUACCAGAACCACCGGAUCACACAGCUUAAGAUUGCCAGCAAUCCCUUCGCCAAAGGCUUCCGGGACUGCGACCCCGAGGACUGGCCCCGGAACCACCGUCCCGGAACGCUGCCGCUUGUGAGUGCCUUUGCUCGUUCUCGGAACCCCGUGGCUUCCCCCACGCAGCCCAACGGCGCGGAGAAAGACGCGGCCGAAGCCCGGCGAGAAUUCGACCGUGACUCCGGACCCGCUGCGCUCGGUGACGCCGCGCAUCCGCCGCAGCUGCUGGCGCGCGUACUGAGCCCCGCACUCCCCGGGUCCGGCGGCCUCGUCCCGUUACCCGGAGCGUCCGGAGGCCGACAUAGUCCCCCACAUCCGGAGCUGCGCCUAGAAGCGCCGGGUGCGUCCGAGCCGUUGCACCACCAUCCCUACAAGUACCCGGCCGCUGCCUACGACCACUACCUCGGGGCCAAGAGCCGGCCAGCGCCCUAUCCGCUGCCCGGCCUACGCGGCCACGGCUACCAUCCGCACGCGCACCCGCACGCGCACCCGCACCACCACCACCACCCGGCGGUGAACCCCGCAGCCGCCGCCGCAGCCGCUGCAGCAGCAGCAGCCAACGUGUACUCGUCGGCGGCCGCGCCUCCGGGUGCCUACGACUACUGCCCCAGAUAG
This is a messenger RNA of Arvicola amphibius (Eurasian water vole), 1596 nucleotides long. RefSeq names its product T-box transcription factor 1 (gene Tbx1). NCBI's taxonomy places the organism in Eukaryota, Metazoa, Chordata, Mammalia, Rodentia, Cricetidae. Gene Ontology annotation, biological process: regulation of transcription by RNA polymerase II; cell fate specification; positive regulation of DNA-templated transcription. Gene Ontology annotation, molecular function: DNA-binding transcription factor activity, RNA polymerase II-specific; RNA polymerase II cis-regulatory region sequence-specific DNA binding. The transcript has 8 exons. Gene Ontology annotation, cellular component: nucleus. The record is from RefSeq and is a predicted model, not a curated record. Bases 1 to 1596 code for a protein of 531 amino acids.